Condylura cristata (star-nosed mole) is the source of this 1660-nucleotide messenger RNA. RefSeq names its product MPV17 mitochondrial membrane protein-like 2 (gene MPV17L2). The record is from RefSeq and is a predicted model, not a curated record. Gene Ontology annotation, biological process: mitochondrial ribosome assembly. Gene Ontology annotation, cellular component: membrane; cytoplasm. Bases 27 to 689 code for a protein of 220 amino acids. The transcript has 5 exons. Lineage: Eukaryota; Metazoa; Chordata; Mammalia; Eulipotyphla; Talpidae.
CACCGGUUCCUGGACACCCGCUGGCGAUGGCGUCUAGCGGCUGGCGCUGGUUUCGCGGCCUGUGGGCUGCUGGGCAGCCCCUGUUCCAAGGUCGUGCUCUGCUGGUCACCAACACCCUGGGCUGCGGCACUCUCAUGGCAGCGGGGGACGGCGCGCGCCAGUCCUGGGAAAUCCGCGCCCGACCCGGCCAGAAGUUUAACCCGUGGCGCUCAGCCAGCAUGUUUGCUGUGGGCUGCAGCAUGGGCCCCUUCCUGCACUACUGGUACCUAUGGCUGGACCGCCUGCUCCCUGCAUCUGGCUUCCGUGACCUCCCAAACAUCCUCAAGAAGGUCCUCGUGGACCAGCUGGUAGCCUCUCCUAUGAUGGGCGUCUGGUACUUCUUGGGCAUUGGCUGCCUGGAGGGCCAGACGCUGGAUGAGAGCUGCCAGGAGUUGCGGGACAAGUUCUGGGAAUUCUACAAGGUGGACUGGUGCGUCUGGCCAACUGCACAGCUGGUGAACUUCCUCUUUGUGCCCCCCCAGUUCCGAGUCACCUACAUCAACGGGCUGACGUUGGGCUGGGACACGUACCUCUCCUACCUUAAGUACCGGAUCCCUGAACCAAUGAUGCCCCCAGGUCGCGUGGCCCUGGGCACCGUGCAGACUGAGCUGCCUCACACUCCAGCUGGAUGCCAGACAGGACAAGACUGACCCCCCCCCACCUGGGUGGGAGGGGACAAGCUCCCAGGUGUCUACGACAGGUCCCGACCCCAGCCCAAGUGAGGCAUCUGGCUGGGCUGUCCCUUCCAAACCUAUUACUGGGUUACUUUCUCCACUUAAAACACAGCCAUAAAGAUGGACAGCCCUUCUCACGGGGCCUUCAGUGACCAGUGCCUGAGGUAACCCCUCCUCAGCACUGCACCCCGGCCAGCUCCACCCCGCCUAUACCGCCAUGGGCUCUGUUCCCCUCAGGCCCUGGGACCAAGGUGAGGGCCUGCCUGGAGUUAGCCGCAGUGUGCAGGCGUGGGCAGGGCCUAGCAGGCAGCAGUCUCAUCUCUAAUCACGGACUAUGGGAAUGCCAUUAAAUUCUCUGUAACUGAAAAUCCUGUGCAUGACCAGAGUUAGUGCUCACAGGAGACUGUCGUCCAUUCGCUUUAUUGGGUGUGUGUAGUGUAGUCAUGACAUCUCCUGGGGAACUGGGAGGCAGGUGUGACACUCAUGACUUCAGAACAGGUCUGGUGUGUGAGGGGUAGGGGUCCCAGAGUAGUGAGUACCCACAGUGACACCCCCCGAACUCCAAAACCAGAUGAACCCUGGGGGAUGAGGAGCCAGGUGGGCCAUUGCCUGGUUCUGACCCUCUGUGCUCCAUGCUGAGACCCCUACAGUAACUGUGGCCCACCGAGUCCCAGCCAAGGGGCUCGCAGGCCUGGCCCCAUCCCAUCACUGGAUCAGCCUGCUUGGGGUGUCAUCUGGCCCCCUCUUCAAAACCCUUAAGUGUUGAUGGGGGCAAAUUAAAAAAAAGGGAGGGUCAAGAGGUGAGCGGAGAGUUCACAGGGUCACAACACGCCACGGCAGAGUGGGACAGGGCUUAUGUACAGGGUGGGACACCUGAGCCCUUGGGGAUAUCUUCAAUAAAUAAAUAAAUAGCUACGAUAAUAAAUAAGGGUGAUGGGUAAGUCGGG